AUGGCUGCCUUGCCUUCCCAACACGACCUGCUUCAGCGCCUCCAUGACUACCGUAUCUUUGACGAAAACCGCCAGAGCGAGAUCGACUUUUUGAUCCAGAGCUGUAUUAAACUCAACAACACGUGCUCCACCCUAGAGUCAGAUCUAGAGGAUGAGAGAGCUACCCGCCGCAUGUGGAAGAAGCGUGCCGAAGACGCCGAAGCUGCCGUGGCUCGCAAGUAUACUGUGGUCCUCGUCGACGGUGAUGGCUUCAUAUUCCGCAAGGCCUUCUUUGAUGCCCUGAACACUUCCGGUGGCUCCAUGGCGGCCAAUGAGCUUUACAACCAAGUCAUCAAGCACCUAAAGGCGGCGGAUGCGCUUCCAGGCAUUAAUCCCGACAGUGAUGUCCUUGUCAACAUCUAUGCAAAUAAGCAAGGCCUGGCCCGAACCCUUGCGGCUGCCGAGUACCUUAACCACCCUUCCCAGAUCGACACCUUCUUUUGCUCCUUUACCCAGAGCCGCAGCCUUUUCCAGUUUAUUGAUUGUGGUCCGGGAAAAGAGAGGGUCGAUGCUAAGUUACGAGAUACCUUCCGCUUCUAUGCAAAUAAUGCUCAAUGUCAACGCAUCUACUUGGCAUGUUCUCACGAUAAUGGCUACAUCGCCGAAUUCGACAAAUAUCGCCAUGACCCCGUGGCCUCCAAGGUGGUCCUAGUCCAUGGCGCACAAACCGCUGCCGCUGCCCGAGCCUACGGCACUUUACCUUUCAAGACGACAAGAUUUGACAAUGUUUUCGAGUCCUCGCCCUUAGAGAUCAUUCCCAAGUCCGAGCCGGUUUAUGUCCCACCCACCCUCGAAUCACUCAGCCUAGCUUCCUCCUCCACCGAAAAUGGUAGUUCGGAUCUGACCCCAGCUGUCAGUAGGUCGAGCCAUUCGUCCAACCCGACCCCACAAUCCUUGACAACCAUGGGUACACUUCCGCUCAAUACCAGUAUCAGAACCCAUUCUCAACCUCAGUUGUCCACACCACCAACCGAGGUAGCGAGACCGAAACCUGCCCCUCCGGCUCAUGUUGCAGCUGUUAAUGGGGGCCACGAAGGCAAGGGCGGAAUCCCAGUCAACCGCAACGGCCAAAGAAUCGAUCUAAAGAUGAGAACUCCCACAGCAUCGGAAUUGGAAAAGUUUGAGGAUCGUAUCGCCAUUCGGAAGCUCUGUAACGAGCAUCAUCUUCGAGACAACUGUGAAUCGUACAGUUGUCGUUAUGACCACGAACCCAUCGACGCCGCUAUGAGGAACACCUUGCGCUAUAAGGCGAGAAGCAUUGCCUGUACUCAAGGAUCCAAGUGUCGGCGAAGCGAUUGUUUUUAUGGCCACCAAUGUCCGUGGGGUAACAACAGCUGCGCAAAUCCGAAAUGCUCCUUUCUCAAAGCUGGUCUGCACGACAUCAGGGAUCUGGAGAUUGCCAAGGUCGUGGCAUCUGCUUAA
Molecule: messenger RNA, 1461 nt
Organism: Fonsecaea pedrosoi CBS 271.37
Lineage: Eukaryota; Fungi; Ascomycota; Eurotiomycetes; Chaetothyriales; Herpotrichiellaceae
Exons: 3
Coding region: 1-1461 (486 amino acids)
Source: RefSeq, a predicted model, not a curated record